Molecule: messenger RNA, 885 nt
Organism: Alternaria rosae
Lineage: Eukaryota; Fungi; Ascomycota; Dothideomycetes; Pleosporales; Pleosporaceae
Exons: 1
Coding region: 137-859 (240 amino acids)
Source: RefSeq, a predicted model, not a curated record
CUGCGCUUGUACCCCAACACGCUUGACGAACACACUAUACUCCUUUCACAUUCUUUAGUCUCGACUGAGGCGGGGUUGAUUUACAGUUCCCUUCUUAGCACAAAACACAACAGCGUACUAUUACGCCAACCGAAAAAUGCCCUCACUUAGCGAACCAUCGGAGCAUACCCCCAGUGAGCAGCUGCCACCGAGACCACCUAUCAACUUUAUCUCCUUUGACCCAGUUUCCAUUGAAAUACCUAUGGAGGCCUUCUACCGCGAGCACCAGGUAGAUUCACCGGGAAGGAUAGUGAAGUAUCGCUAUGUAACUACGCCCUCCGCUGUGGCGUGCAGGAUAACAGUCGUUUCGCUUUCUACCAUCAUAAAUUGGCGAGCGGACAUCCCCGAACUGGCACCUCCGGGUACUCUCUUCAACAAAACAGAUGGUCUGUACUACGAAGACGAGGUCGUUCCGUCACAGAGCCAAACGCCACCCGGCGACAAGCCAACAUUCGAGUCAUGUGUUCGACGGGUAAACUCGCAUGCUCCUACUACCGUACAGCAUCCACCGAUGUCUCAUGACGAAACUCAGUCCGCCGCCGGCUUCGUAGCGGGUCAUGCUCAACGCACUCCGGAAGGUCCCUUGCCCGACGAGCAGCCCCACAUGAGUCAUUCAGACAAGGACGAACGCUACAAAGCCACUGAAGAACCUCCCUCAAGAUAUGCGUCGCAGUUGGCAGGAAGCUCUCUCAACGAGGAAGUUAUUGGGCACAACUGGGUUAAGCCCGGGGUGGAAAACAGACGGGCACAUGGAUCAAUGACUACACCACCCGGUUUACGACGUGGCAGGAGUGCAGUCGGUGGAGUAUGCCGCGAAUGACUGGCCCACGAAGCAACGUGCAUCAC